AAGAGACAAGAUGGCCGCGUUCUGUGCCAGGCGACAGUGACUGAGUGACAUCGUCUGAUUGGGUGAAGACACCUAGGUUUUUUCCGUAGAUCGUGACUGCGACCGGAGAGAAGAUGGCCGGACUGGGUGCUCAGAACCUCCUGGUUUACGUGGAGGAGGGUAAUAUGGCUGCCGUGAAAACACUCCUGGAAAAAUGCAAGGAUGUGGAUGAAAGAAAUGAGAACGGACAGACUGCUCUGAUGCUGGCUGCAGAACAGGGGAAUCUGGAAAUCGUUCAAGAGCUCCUCAGGAAAAGAGCAAACUGCAACGUAGAAGAUGUUGAUAAUUGGACUGCUCUUAUCUCCGCUGCAAAAGAAGGGCAUUUGGAUAUCGUAAGGGAGCUGCUGAAUAACAAUGCCAACCUGGAGCAUCGUGAUAUGGGGGGUUGGACUGCCCUUAUGUGGGCUUCUUACAAAGGCUGUACCGAAGUUGUUGAGCUGCUUCUGGAGAAGGGUGCUAACCCAAACAUAACUGGCCUGCAAUACAGUGUUUAUCCCAUUAUCUGGGCGGCGGGCAGAGGUCAUUCCGACAUCGUUAGACUCUUACUGCAAUAUGGAGCAAAAGUCAACUGUUCAGACAAGUAUGGAACCACACCGCUUGUUUGGGCUGCAAGAAAAGGAAGCUUGGAGAGUGUCAAGUCCCUGUUGCAGAUGGGAGCUGACGUUGACCAAGAAGGAGCUAAUUCAAUGACGGCUCUCAUUGUAGCAGUGAGAGGCGGCUACACCGACACAGUCAAGGAGAUUCUAAACAGGAACCCUAAUGUGAACCUAACAGAUAAGGAUGGCAAUACAGCCCUGGCCAUUGCAGCAAAAGAGGGACAUACAGAAAUCGUCCAAGACCUGCUCGAUGCAGGAACAUACGUCAACAUCCCAGACCGGAAUGGAGACACCGUUCUGAUUGGUGCUGUUCGCGGAGGUCAUGUUGAAAUUGUUCGAGCAUUAUUGCACAAAUAUGCUGACAUAGACAUCCGAGGCCAAGAUAACAAGACUGCUCUUUACUGGGCGGUUGAGAAAGGAAAUGCCGUCAUGGUGCGGGAUAUCUUGCAGUGUAACCCUGACACGGAAAUAAGUACUAAGGAUGGGGACACACCGCUUAUUAAGGCAACCAAAAUGAGAAAUAUUGAAGUAGUUGAACUUCUGCUUGAUAAAGGAGCAAAGGUUUCUGCAGUAGAUAAGAAAGGAGAUACAGCGCUUCAUAUUGCAAUCCGCGGUAGAAGCCGGAAGCUAGCAGAAUUGCUUCUACGGAACCCAAAAGAUGGAAGGUUACUGUAUAGGCCCAAUAAAGCAGGGGAGACGCCUUACAAUAUUGACUGCAGCCAUCAGAAAAGUAUCCUUACACAGAUAUUUGGUGCCAGACACCUGUCCCCUACUGAAUCCGAUGGAGACAUGCUGGGUUAUGACUUGUACAGCAGUGCGCUAGCUGACAUUCUCAGUGAGCCCACAAUGCAGCCCCCGAUCUGUGUUGGACUCUAUGCUCAGUGGGGGAGCGGGAAAUCAUUCUUGCUAAAAAAGUUGGAAGAUGAGAUGAAGACCUUUGCCGGCCAGCAGAUCGAGCCGCUAUUCCAGUUCUCGUGGCUCAUUGUGUUCCUCAUCGUCCUGUUGUGCAGCACUCUGGGGCUACUCCUGGCCUUCACGGUAGACACCAAGCUGGGCAUAUCAGUGGCACUUGGCUUGUUGGCUCUUCUCUACAUAUUCUUUACUGUUAUUUACUUUGGUGGACGACAAGAAGGAGAGAAUUGGAACUGGGCCUGGGUGUUGAGUACCCGUCUGGCCAGACAAAUUGGAUACCUUGAACUUCUCUUGAAACUGAUGUUUGUGAACCCCCCUGAGCUUCCCGAGCAAACCACAAAGGCAUUACCUGUUAGGUUCCUUUUUACGGACUACAAUCGUCUCUCUAGUGUGGGAGGAGAGACGUCGAUGGCAGAAAUGAUAGCCACGCUCUCUGAUGCCUGUGAAAGAGAGUUUGGUUUUCUAGCCACACGACUGUUCCGGGUGUUUAAGACCGAAGAAACACAAGGAAAAAAGAAGUGGAAGAAGACGUGUUGCCUCCCGUCAUUUGUCAUCUUCAUCUUUAUUAUGGCGUGCAUCUUUGCCGGUGUCAUCCUACUGGCCAUCUUUAAGGUGGAUCAGAAAAAUAUGACGGUCAACGCUGUCUUGAUAGCCGUGGCUUGUGUUGUGGGCUUGGUGCUCAUCCUGAAUUGUCGAACAUGGUGGCAGGUCAUGGAUUCGGUCCUAAACUCCCAAAGGAAGCGGCUUCAUAGUGCAGCAUCCAGGCUUCACCGGCUGAAGAGCGAAGGCUUCAUGAAGGUGCUAAAGUGUGAAGUGGAACUGAUGGCUAAAAUGGCGAAGACCAUCGACAGCUUUACACAGAACCAGACGAGGCUGGUGGUGAUUAUCGACGGACUGGAUGCCUGCGAGCAGGAUAAAGUUCUCCAUAUGCUGGACACGGUUCGGAUCCUGUUCUCCAAGGGACCUUUCAUUGCCAUUUUUGCAAGUGACCCUCACAUUAUAAUCAAGGCAAUAAACCAGAAUCUUAACAGCGUUCUGAGAGAUUCCAACAUUAACGGUCAUGACUACAUGCGUAAUAUCGUCCACCUGCCCGUGUUCCUGAACAGCCGCGGCCUCAGCAGUGCCAAAAAGCUGUGCGUAGCAGCUGUCACCAAUGGAGACCUGCCAUACCUUGAGAACGCAGGUGGCCAUGAAGAUAGUGACAGAAGAGUUUCCCAGAACAGCCUUGCAGAGGUUGCGAAAAUUGGCAGCAAGACUGCCCUCAACAGACGGGAUACUUACAGAAGGAGGCAGAUGCAACGUACCAUAACGCGACAGAUGUCAUUUGAUCUCACUAAGCUGCUAGUCACCGAGGACUGGUUCAGUGACAUCAGUCCACAGACAAUGAGGAGACUGCUAAACAUUGUUUCAGUAACUGGGAGAUUACUCAGAGCCAACCAGAUUAAUUUUAACUGGGACAGGUUGGCCUCCUGGAUUAACCUGACUGAACAGUGGCCAUACAGAACCUCGUGGAUCAUCCUGUACUUGGAGGAAACAGAGGGUGUCCCUGACCAGUCAACCCUGAAGACUAUCUAUGAAAGAAUUUCCAAAAAUAUUCCCACUACGAAAGAUGUUGAGCCUUUACUUGAAAUUGAUGGCGAUAUUAGGAGUUUUGAAGUCUUUUUAUCGUCCAGAACACCAGUUCUCGUGGCACGGGAUGUCAAUACAUUUCUACCGUGUACAGUAAAUCUGGAUCCAAAACUACGGGAAAUCAUUGCAGAUGUGCGUGCCGCCAGGGAGCAGAUGAACAUUGGAGGAUUCCCUUAUCCUCCGUUGCCUUUGCAAGAAGCUCCACCUCGUCCGGUUUCAGUGUUCAGCCAGCCAUCCUCCGUAUGCUCGUCUGCGUCGUUCAAUGGCGCUUUCCCCGCUGGAGUGAUGUCGCCGCAACCACCGAGCAGCUACUACAGCGGCAUGACGGGACCGCAGCAUCCCUUCUACAACCGGCCAUUCUUUGCACCUCAUGUUUACAUGCCAAGGUAUUACUUUGGCAAUCCCCAACAACCCAUGUCACGUCCAUGCGUAAAACCCAAUAUGUCCAGAGAUCAGAGCAAUGGCCUAGGCGUCAUCGAAGAGGAUUCUGCCGAGGCUGUGCCUUCUCCAACUCAGUCUCUCCCGGGCCCGGGCAGCGUUGCCGCAGCGCACCCCUCAGCGUUGGGGUUCAUGAACGUGGAUGCCGUUUGCGAAAAGCUGAAACAAAUAGAUGGGAUUGAUCAGGGCAUGCUGGCUCAGUACACGGCAACCGUGCGCAAGGCAAAUAUUAACGGACGUGUCCUACAGCAGUGCAGCAUGGAUGAGCUAAAAAAAGAAAUGAACAUGAAUUUUGGUGAUUGGCAUCUUUUCAGAGGCGCGCUUCAAGAGAUGAGAAACUCUGAAAUCCAGAUGCAUCCCGAAGAGGUCCGGACAGCCGUGGAGGCCAGCCGUCCUAUGGUUGGCCACAGCGAAGUCAGCCGGCGCUCGGUUCCGAAUCCUGAACUGCCUCGCGCCGAACUGGCUGGUCAGACGUACGAUUUCAGUUUCAGCUUUGAAGAACUCAAUAAUCUCGGUUUUGAUGAUCCUCCGCGUCUUGGCAGUGUACCUUGGCAGGGAAAAGCACACAGAACUCCAAGUUUAUCAAGUCUUAAUUCACAAGAAUCCAGCAUUGAAAUUACCAAGCUUACUGAUAAAGUGCAGGCCGAGUAUAGAGAUGCAUACAGGGAAUAUAUCGCUCACAUGGCACAAAUUGAAGGUGGCGCAGGUUCCUCGACUGUAAGCGGCAGGUCCUCUCCAAUGAGUUCCGGUGCGUAUUAUAUGGGGCAGAGUACGUCGGUGAGUUCUCUGCAUUCCAGUGCAGAGCAGGACAAGGGGAAAGACAGCGAGCCUAAACCGGAAGACGGAAGAAAGUCUUUUGUGCUGAAAAGAAACGAUGUUGUGGAUUACACAUCAUCAACGGUUUCUACCACAGAUGCUUCACCCUUGGACCCGAUCACAGAAGAAGACGAGAAGUCCGAUCAGUCUGUGUCCAAGCUCCUUCCCGGUAAGAAGUCCGCAGAAAGAACCGGCCUUUUUCAGGGAGCAGAUCUGAAACUUAAGGGAACCGGUCUACGCUACCAGAAGCUUCCGAGUGACGAAGAUGAAUCUGGGACCGAAGAAUCCGAUAACACUCCCCUUCUUAAGGAAGGUAAAGACAAAAAGGCUGAUGGUAGCGCAGCAGAUAAGAAACUUCCUGACCAUGCAUCUGAUACUGUAAGGCCCUUCAUCAAAGCAAAAGAGUAUCUGUCAGACGCUAUCCUUGAUAAGAAAGAUUCAUCUGACUCGGGUGUCCGAUCCAACGAGAGCUCGCCAAAUCAUUCUCUCAAUAACGAGGCCACGGAUGAUUCCCAACUCGAAAAAGCAAACCUGAUUGAGCUUGAUGAGGACCGCUACAGAGGGAAGAGGGGAAUACCGAAUAGCUUGAGUGGUCUUCAAGACCCUGCUAUAGCACGCAUGUCAAUCUGCUCUGAAGACAAGAAAAGCCCAUCAGAGAGUAGUCUUAUUGCGAGCAGCCCAGAAGAAAACUGGCCUUCAUGUCAGAAAGGUUACAAUCUGAACCGCACCCCGAGCACAGUUACCCUAAACAAUAACACCGCAAACCAAGCCUUUAACGACACCGGGGAGGCGAAAGAAGAGUCCCCAAUUAUUGUAGUUCCCGGAUCGAGUCCUGUCCAGAACGAGAACCUGAAACGCUUGACUCAAAAGCGAGGUCAGCGUUCAGGAUACAGUCGGCUGGCAAAAGAUGCGUCCGAACUGCACACGGUUGCAUCAUCUGAGUCGGCCGGCUUUGCCGAGGAGAGAGAGAGUAUCCUUUAAGAACGUUUUACAUCCGCACAGUGUGUUGGCUUCAUUCUUCAUUUACAACAUUCAUUCCUUUCUUGCCCAUGUCACCCAAGAUUUCCAACCAAUUGUGGUCCUUAACAAACCUUUCUUAAAAUGAACUGGAAAACAUGUAAAAGUCCAUCAGCCAUAAAUUAUUAACGAGUACAGCCACUUAGCAACUAAUUGCACCAUCUUGUGUAUGUGAAAAAGAAGAAAGAAAACUAGUUCCAGAACACACUGGUUGUUGGCUUCAUUUCUGAUGUUGAUGCGUAUAUUUAUUAUUAGCGGACCCCUAUAGUGUUCUAAUCAGAGUUUCUUAACAUUUCUCAACCAAUUGCCGCUAGUAACAAAUCAUUUUCAUAAUUUACGUGUAAUGUUAGCAA
Messenger RNA from Spea bombifrons (plains spadefoot toad), 5800 nucleotides. RefSeq names its product kinase D interacting substrate 220 (gene KIDINS220). Gene Ontology annotation, molecular function: protein binding. NCBI's taxonomy places the organism in Eukaryota, Metazoa, Chordata, Amphibia, Anura, Pelobatidae. The transcript is spliced from 30 exons. The record is from RefSeq and is a predicted model, not a curated record. Bases 114 to 5411 code for a protein of 1765 amino acids.